Messenger RNA from Acyrthosiphon pisum (pea aphid), 1533 nucleotides. RefSeq names its product putative ATP-dependent helicase PF08_0048. The coding region runs from base 432 to 1346 and encodes 304 amino acids. The transcript is spliced from 2 exons. Lineage: Eukaryota; Metazoa; Arthropoda; Insecta; Hemiptera; Aphididae. The record is from RefSeq and is a predicted model, not a curated record.
CACUCAUCCCUAAAAGGGGGGUUCCGUCCAUCCGAUCCGGCCCUAUUUAGACGAUUUUGAUAUUGAAAUUUUUUUUUAAUUGAACGUUAUCUCUUGUAGAGUAACAUAUACUCGUCCAGACGUAUUUUUUCUAAGCAAUUUAAUUUAUUUUUUGACUGCACAGGACACCGGCGGGCUUGCCUCUCAUGUUCGCGCGUUUUCAACUACAUUUCAAGGAUAUGUUUAAAUAAUUGUUUAAUCUUUCCGACCAAAAUCAUAUUAAAAUAUUAUCCAGAAUACUCAUAAACACCCAAAUGCGCGUUCAUAUUAUCAUACAAUCGGCCCCGAGACGGUAAUUUUUUCCCCAAAAAUUAUUUAUUAUUCAUGCGUGGUCUUGCGAUAUAUCGUCGAAGCGCGGAAUAACUCCGCCACAUCCAGAAGCAAACAGAGCUAUGACGAAAUGGAAACGUAUACCUAAGUCAGCGCUACUGAAAAAUUUUUUAAGAAUGUUUCAGGGAUACCAUCUAUCGACAAUAAGUCAAGUACUUACACCUUCUGAACGUAUCACGUAUAUAUUAUUUGGUACUUUGCCGAGUAGGAUUUACUACUCAUAUAAGAAACGCUGUUACGUGGUAAGAGGACAAGCAGGCUAUUAUAAAAACGAUCUACGGAGAAAAAAAGGAAAAAAAUAUAAAGUCGUUCCUAGGUGGCAGUAUUAUUUGAGUAAAUUGUCACCGAUGAGUCUAAUCAAAUCUGGAUUUGAAUGUCUUUCAAUCGGAAAAGCUUUGCUGUUUGGAGGAGGUUUCAGUGAUGGUGACGAAGAGGAAGAUCUAGAAAGUGGUGGUGCAGAUCCUGAUGCAGGUGGUGGUGCAGAUGGUGAUGCAGAUGGUGGUGCAGAUGAUGGUGCAGAUGGUGAUGCAGAUGAUGCUAAUGAUAAUGAUAAAGAGCCAGGAUUAUUAUCAAAGGGUAUGAAUAUGGGCAAGAGUAUGUUAUCGCCAUUGUUAAAUUUAUUUGGUGGUUCUAAGAAUACAAAUAAUGACAAUAAUAAUGAAAAUAAAGAUGACAGUAAUGACAAAAAAGAUGAAAAUAAAGAUGACAGUAAUGACAAAAAAGAUGACAAUAAUGACAACAAAGAUGAAAAUAAAGACGAUAAGGAAGGUGACAAACCGGCAGACUCCACAAACUAUAUGGGAAUAGCUAAAGACAUAUUGACAAGUGACACUACCAAAGAUGCUUUAAAAACUGGAAUCAGCCUUUUAGUUCCUGGAGGACCAGCAAUUGUAAAAGCAAUAGAUACUGCUGAAAAAUAUCAAUCUGCGGAUGAAAAAAUCGAUAAAGUGCAAGAUAAAAUACCUAAAUUAAAAUAAUAGUCUAUCUAGCCAUUAAGUUUAAUUCAAAAACAAUUUUUUUAAUUUUUUUAAACCAUGCGAGAAGAUGUUUUUGUUGAUUAACUAACUUGAAUAAUAUGUUUGCAUGUGUUUACAAGUUAAGUUUAUUAUUUAUUAUUACACUAUACAGUUAUUAAUGUAAAUGGUAUGACAAUUAAAAAAAUUA